This is a messenger RNA of Gloeophyllum trabeum ATCC 11539, 432 nucleotides long. RefSeq lists its product as uncharacterized. Bases 1 to 432 code for a protein of 143 amino acids. The transcript has 3 exons. The record is from RefSeq and is a predicted model, not a curated record. NCBI's taxonomy places the organism in Eukaryota, Fungi, Basidiomycota, Agaricomycetes, Gloeophyllales, Gloeophyllaceae.
AUGAAGUUCUUCGCCACCCUCAGCGUUGUCGCUGCCGCCUCCACCCUCGCCUCCGCCGCCACCCUCCCGGGGCUCAUGAAGCGCCAAGGCAACAUCGACGACCAGCCAACCUGCGGCACCACCGCCGACGCGACGCUCUCCGACUGCCAGUGGCUGCACGACAACUGGCCCGACUUCCCCGACUGGAGCCCGACGUGCCACUACUGGGGCGGCUCCGUCCAGACCGCCUGGCGUCCCGCCUGUCACGGGAAUUGCUGCGUGUACACGGACUGGAACGGCGGUCUCUGGGCGGAUAUCCAGGAGGCCGUCGCUCACGUCCUUGGCUGCGGUGACAAGGACAAGAAUACCGUGAACGGCGUCCUACAGGUCGUCGAUAGUGGCAGAGUCUGCCUCUCGAACGGAGACGGCUGUGGGGACUGUUUCGAGGAUUAG